Dictyostelium purpureum is the source of this 2343-nucleotide messenger RNA. RefSeq lists its product as uncharacterized. NCBI's taxonomy places the organism in Eukaryota, Evosea, Eumycetozoa, Dictyosteliales, Dictyosteliaceae. Bases 1 to 2343 code for a protein of 780 amino acids. The record is from RefSeq and is a predicted model, not a curated record. The transcript has 3 exons. Gene Ontology annotation, molecular function: ATP binding; nucleic acid binding; RNA helicase activity.
AUGUUAGUAGAUAAAAAUAAUAAUGCAUCAACAUUAAAAAGAAAGACCCCAGAAAAUGAUUUUGUUAUGACAAUUGAUUUUGAUGAUGGGGAUUAUCAAGAUGAAGACGAAAGCGAUAAUGAUGAUGGCGAAUUGGAUUUAAAAGAAGAUUUUGUUUUUGAAGAAUCAGAAAAACCACAAUUACCAUGGGAUUUCCAACCAACAAUUGAUAAAAUGAAACAACAAACCCAUAGAAAAUCAGAAGGUCAAACAUCAUUACAAGAAAAAAUUGAACAAAGAAAAAGAUUAAGGACAGAUGAAUCAAAUAAAGUUAACCCAAAUAAAAAGGUUGAAGAAGAAGAAGAGGAAGAAGAAGAAGAAGAAGUAGAGGAAGUAGAAGAAGAAGAAGAAGAACAAGAAGAGGAAGAAGGAAAUAAUAGUGAUGAAAGUGGUGAAGAUGAGGUAGAAGAAAUUAAACCAGUUAACAAUAAACCAGUACAAAACGAUAAAAUUAAAUUAUUACAAUCCAAUAAAAAAAUGAAAAAGAUUGUUGAAGAAGAAUUACCAACAUUCGAAGAAUUACAUUUAUCAAGACCAUUAUUAAAAGCAGUUCAAAAACUUGGAUUUUCACAACCAACACCUAUUCAAGCUAAAACUAUUCCAUUAGCAUUAAACGGUAAGGAUAUUUUAGCUAGUGCAAGUACAGGUUCAGGUAAAACUGCAGCAUUUCUUUUACCAAUUCUCGAACGUUUAUUAUUUAGAGACAGUGAAUAUCGUGCAAUUAGAGUUUUAGUACUUUUACCAACUCGUGAGUUGGCACUACAAUGUCAAUCGGUUUUAGAGAAUCUUGCACAAUUUUCAAAUAUUACAUCAUGUUUAAUUGUUGGUGGUCUUUCAAAUAAAGCACAAGAAGUCGAAUUAAGAAAAAGACCAGAUGUAGUCAUUGCAACCCCAGGUCGUCUUAUUGACCAUCUCUUAAAUGCACACGGUAUUGGUUUAGAAGAUUUAGAAAUUUUAAUUCUUGAUGAAGCAGAUCGUUUAUUAGAUAUGGGUUUCAAAGAUGAAAUCAAUAAAAUUGUAGAUUCAUGCCCAACAUCUCGUCAAACCAUGUUAUUUUCAGCUACACUCAAUGACGAAGUUAAAACUUUAGCUAAACUUUCACUUCAACAACCAAUUCGUGUUCAAGUCGAUGCACUCUUCCAAGUCGCCUCAACAUUAGAUCAAGAAUUUGUUAAAAUUAAAUCACAACAUCUCAGCGAUCGUCCAGCUAUUCUUAUGUCAUUAUGCACUCGUGUAUUCAACACAGGUGGCACCAUUAUUUUCUGUCGUAGUAAAAAAGAAGUUCAUCGUCUCUGUAUUAUUUUCGGUCUUAGCGAUCUUAAAGCUGCUGAACUUCACGGUAAUCUUUCACAAGAGCAACGUUUCGAUUCACUUCAACAAUUUAGAGAUGGUAAAGUAAAUUAUUUAUUAGCAUCAGAUGUCGCAUCUAGAGGUCUCGAUAUUAUUGGUGUUAAAACCGUUAUCAAUUAUAAUAUGCCAAAUACAUUAGCUCAAUAUAUUCACAGAGUAGGUCGUACUGCUCGUGCCGGUAUGGAAGGUAAAUCAUGCUCAUUCAUCACCGAAAAUGACCGUAAAAUAUUAAAAGAAAUUGUAACCAAAGCUAGAAAUAAGGCAAAAUCAAGAUCAGUAUCACAAGAUAAUGUAAACUUUUGGAGAAAUAGAAUUGAAGAGUUGACUGAAGAUAUUAGAGAAAUCGUUAGAGAUGAAUUAAAAGAAGCUGAUUUAAGAAAAGCUGAAAAGGCUUUAGAUAAGGCUGAAAAAGUUAUUAGCAAACCAUUUGAAGAAAAUACUGAAACUGAAAGAGUUUGGUAUAAGACUAAAUCCGAAGAAGAAAAAUCAAAAGAAUUAUGGAAACUCGAAAAUGGUAUUGGUCUUAAACCACUUAAAUCUAAUGCUAUCGAUACCACUGGUGCUUCAAAUGUCCCAUCAAUUAAAAAAUUAAAACAAAAGAAAGAUCCAUAUUAUGGUUUAUCAAGAAAACAAAGAAGACAAAAACAAUUCAAAGAAGAAUAUGAAAAUGAAUUAAAAGAAGAAAGAGCUAAAAAGAAAGCCGAAAGUGGUGCUGAUUCUGAUGAUGAUGAAGAAGAUAAUACUGAUUAUGGUGAAUUAUUCAAUAAAGAUCAAAAUAAACAAAAAUCGUCUGGUAAAAACACUAAACGUAUCGAACAAUUAAGAAGAGUCGGUUUAUCAUCACAAAAGACUGAUCAAGAACAACAAAGAAUUGAUAAUAAGAGAGCUAAAAAGAAUAAGAGAAUGUUAAUUAACAAAAAAGAAAAGAAACAAAGAUUAACAAAAAAAAAAUAA